This is a messenger RNA of Lepisosteus oculatus (spotted gar), 18124 nucleotides long. It is a transcript of the gene kmt2a, whose product is annotated as lysine (K)-specific methyltransferase 2A. Gene Ontology annotation, cellular component: nucleus; histone methyltransferase complex. Lineage: Eukaryota; Metazoa; Chordata; Actinopteri; Semionotiformes; Lepisosteidae. Gene Ontology annotation, molecular function: histone H3K4 methyltransferase activity; DNA binding; protein binding. Gene Ontology annotation, biological process: positive regulation of DNA-templated transcription. The record is from RefSeq and is a predicted model, not a curated record.
UUCGGGGCCGCGCCCCCUCAGCACCCUGAUCUUAGGGCAAGCAGGCAGAGUGUAAAAUGGCGCACAGCUGUCGGUGGCGGUUCCCCGCUCGGCCCGGAGGGAGUAGCAACGCGGGCAGCGGGAGGAGAGCGGGCCGGAUCAGGGUCACCGCCUCGCUCCGGACUGGCUCCGGGCCCCAGCCGAACGCGAGCGGGCUCGGGCCGGGCUUUGACGCCGCGUUGCAAGUCUCCGCUGCCAUCGGCAACAACCUGCAGAAAUUUCGGGAUGUUUUUGGGGAGGCGAGUGGCUCCAGCAGCGGAGAGGAAGAGACAUUUUUAGGAUUUGGUACGCACCAUGAAAACAGAAGGAUACACAGCUCGGCGAGGAGCCCUACAGUCAAGUCUCGUCAGGAAAGAAAACCGAGGGGCCGUCCCCCCAGGAUCCUGACCACGCAGAGGGAGGCCACGGCCUUCGACUCCUCUCCCUCGCCUGCUACCUCUCCCCACAGCAGAUCGGAGGGCCCCGGCCGGCCCCCGGAAAAGGUGAAGAGGCCACCGGGGAGGCCGCCGGGCUCGGGAGAGAAGAGGAGAGGCCGCCCUCCAGCUUCUGGAGGCCACAGGGAAUGGCAGCCCAGGGGCCUCUCUGGGGCAGAGGACAAGAGCGUGGCACUGCAGCAAAGCCUGGGGGAAGCCCCUCGCAGGGACCUGGCGGAGGAUGAGAAAGAGAAGAAGGCGGCGAAACGGACGCCCCUGGGGUCCGUGCAGCAGCAGCACCAGCAGCAGCAAGGAGUGGCCAAGCUCUCCAAGCUGCCCAGGAUGGGGCGGAUCUCCAAGAUAACCAAAAUCAAGCGGCUGCGUAGUGUCAAGCUGGGCCCCCUCAAGUCCCGGCUCAAGGCGAUCGGGAGGAAAGGAGUCCCGGUACCAGUGGUGCCAAGGCGAAGGCGAGGGAGGCCGCCGUCUGCCGAGCGUCUCAGAGCUCAGGCCGCAGCCGCCUCCUCCGUACAAGUCUCUGCCUCCUCCGCUCCGCAGACGGCUCUCGUGGAGGCAGCGUCUCUCAAGCAAAAGACUUUCCGGGUUCGAAAGGAGAGGGAUUCAGGCUCUCCCCAGCAGCUCAAGCUGAGGCCCUCGCAGGCUCUGGAUGCCCUCACCGCUGCUGGCCCUGUCCCCCAGACCCUGUCCGCAAUCUCUCUGCUCUCCACUUCUCCUCCGCGGCCGGGGUCAGGCAGGGCUGUGGGGGUCCGGCAGAGCCCCCGGCGUAUCAAGCCGGUGCGCAUCGUCCCGCCUUCCAAGCGGCCCGAUGCCACCAUCGCCAAGCAGCUGCUGCAGCGUGCCAAGAAGGGAGCGCAGAAGAAGAAGAUGCUCGAGAAGGAGGCCGCCGCCAUCGGCAGCCAGGGCUCUGCCGGCAUCGACUCGGGCAUCAGGAGGCGGAGGAGGACGCAGCUGAAGAACAUCCGCCAGUUCAUCAUGCCGGUGGUCAGCACCGUCUCCCUGAGGAUCAUCAAGACACCCAAGCGCUUCAUCGAGGACGAGGGUAGCUUCGGCCCCCCCCCUCCCCACCUCAAGAUGGCUCGGCUGGAGGCCGCGCCCACCACGGUGGCUUCUCUGCCGCCCUCUUCCUCUGUGCCCGUGUCCACUGCUGCUGCCAGUGCUGCUGCUUCAGGUGGAGCCGCUGCUUCUACCAGCACUCCCACACCUCCUCCUCCGCCAGGCCCCAGCGUGAAUGUGGCGGCCGCCGCCGCCGCCGCCGCCACCCUGCUCAACAGCGGCAGCUGCAACAACAGCACCAGCAACGGGCGUUUCAGCAGCAGCGCGGCCUCCUGCGGCUCCAGUGCCGUGUCCCAGCAUUCCUCGCAGCUCUCCUCGGGGGAGUCCUCCCGCUCCAGCAGCCCGAGCCUGGACUCCUCCAGCGACUCCCAGGCCUCGGAGGGCACCCAGGCUCUCUCCGAAGAGCCUGACCAAUCCCCUUCUUCCCAGGGCGAAAGGGAGUCUGGGCUCCUUCGCGUCUCCCGGCCGCCUUCCCCCCCAUCCGAGCCAGAGAGAGGCAGGAGGGGCCGUCGGGGGCAGGGGAUCGGGAGGGGGACGUUGACAUCGGGCGGCGGGGGCGGUUCGUCCGGUCCAGGGAAGAAAACGACAGUUAGCGGCGCCGUGGUGGGGUUGCUGUCAUCCUCGGCGCAGGUGGGGUCACAGCAGGCCUCCUCCACGGCUUCUUCGUCUUCGUCUCCCCCGCCGCCCCCUCUCCUCACCCCUCCCUUGCCGCCACAGCAUCCGCAGCCGGGCUCCACCACGACCGCUGCCAUCGCGGAGCCUCACCCGCAUUCCCCCUGGAUUAUGCCUCACCCCAUCGCUCCCUUCAUCUCUGCUCCGCCGGUGGUGUCACCUCUUCAGGAGAAGCGGAAGUCAAUCCUGCGGGAGCCCACUUUCCGCUGGACCUCCGUUUCCCGCCCGGACCAGCAGUACUUCUCUUCGGCAAAGUACGCCAAGGAGGGCCUCAUCCGGAAGCCCAUCUUCGACAAUUUCCGGCCACCCCCCCUGACCCCCGAAGAUGUGGGGCUGGUGUCCCCCAGCUCUGGAGGUGGAGGGGGUGGGAGCGGUGGGAGUGGAGCCGGGGCUUUCUCUGCGUCCGGCGGGACAGCGGGAGCCGGCGGCCGUUUCUUCGCUCCCCUCCACCACCAUCGCCACCAGCACGACCAUACUCCCUCGCGGUUUGAGCCGUCGCUCCACAAGCGCAGCCCCCUGCUCCGCGCCCCCCGCUUCACCCCCAGCGAGGCGCACUCCCGCAUCUUUGAGUCGGUCACCCUCCCGGCCUCCAAGGGCGGCGGCCAGGGUUCCCUGUCAUCCCCUCUUCAGAGCUCCUCCUCCUCCUCCUCCUCUGCCAGUAGAAACCAGCGCCGGUGUAGGAGGAGGAGGGUCUUCAGCCCCUUGCGGGGCCAACCCAGGUCGCCCUCGCACUCCAUGACCACCCGAAGCAGCCAGUCCGGGACCCAGGUGGGCAAGACCUCCGCUGAACUCUCUCCCUUGGCGGCUUCUGUCACAAGUACCACCAGCAGCUCCAGUUCCUUGCCAGGCGUUGCCAUCAGUUCUCUAGCCACCAGUGCCUUAACUCCUGCCCCUUUCAGCACCUUCUCGCCAGGCUGCAUGGGUCACCCGACCGAGGGGACAGCGGACUCUUAUCAGACUUGCAGCAGGAGACAGACCGGGGGCCUGGGAGGAGCAGGAGAGUCCUUCUCCUCCGGAGUGGGAGUGGGAAGCAGCCCUUCCGUCUCCUCGUCCUCGCUUUUCCCUCUCUUCGCCACCAGCCCCCCGGCCACGGGAGGAACAGGAAAAGCGAGCAGGGAGAGAGGCGUCUCGGCAUCCCGAGAGUCGGGCCCUAAGGAGAAGGAGAGGGAACCAGAGAGACCCAGGGAAAGGGAGAAGGAGAAUAAAAAGGAGGCCCGGAAGGAGCGGGAGAGGAAAGGCAAGGGUGCUGGAGGAGAGGCAGCCACGCAGGCCAACUCGGCGCCCAUUCUCUUCUCUCUGGACGCCAAGGAGAGUGAGGAACCCCUUGCGCCUUCUGCCCCUAAGAAGACUCCCGGCAGGAAGAAACCCGUCUCUCUCGACCCCAGUAACGAGGCACCUCCGUCUCUGGGGCCUCCAGAUGGGACGUCCCAUGCAGCCACCACUCCUCCCACCACCAAGGGCCGCCUUUCCAAGAAGGGCAGGUCGACGGAGAAGGGCCAGGAGGCCGACGCUGGCGAGAAGGAGAAGGAGAAGGCGAAAGGUCACUCGCAGGCCCCAGCUCAGCAAACCCCACAGCCUGGCCCGCCCAGCAAGCAGGCCCCAGUGCCCUCCCUGGGGUCCAUGCUCGCCCAGGUGGAAAAGCAGCAGGUGGCAGACAGGAGGGUGGCCGGCCUCCUGAAGAAGGCAAAGGCACAGCUGUACAAGAUUGAAAAGAACAAGUCCUUGAAGACGGCUGACCAGCCCAAAGCACAGGGCCAGGAGAGCGACUCCUCGGAGACGUCGGCUCGCGGGCCGCGCAUCAAACACGUCUGCCGGCGGGCGGCCGUGGCUCUGGGCCGGAACCGAGCUGUUUUUCCGGACGACAUGCCCACCCUCAGUGCCUUGCCAUGGGAGGAGAGGGAGAAGAUCCUGUCUUCCAUGGGAAAUGAUGACAAGUCGUCGGUGGCGGGCUCCGAAGAAGCCGAGCCCCCGGCCCCCCCAGUCAAGCCCAUUAAGCCGGUGACGCGCCAGAAGGCCCCCCAGGAGCCGCCGGUGAAGAAGGGGCGGCGUUCGCGGCGCUGCGGGCAGUGCCCUGGGUGCCAGGUGCCCGAGGACUGCGGCGUCUGCACCAACUGCCUGGACAAGCCCAAAUUCGGGGGACGGAACAUCAAGAAACAGUGCUGCAAGGUGAGGAAGUGUCAGAAUCUCCAGUGGAUGCCUUCAAAAGCAUACCUUCAGAAACAAGCGAAAGCAGCAAAGAAGGAGAAGAAGAAGACCAAAGCGCAGGAAAAAAAGGAGCCGCCGCAUUCCGCCAAGACUCAGUCGUCAGAGACCAAUCAGAAGCCAGCCCCGCCCCCCUCGAGGGAGGAGCCCACUCCUAAAAAGAGCGAAACCCCUCCCCCAAAGCACAGCGAGCAGAAGCAGAAACAGCCUCCACCUCGUCCACCGAGCCCGUCUCAGAAAGAGGCUUCCCAGCCUCCCAGUUCCGCCCUGCCGCAGGACACCAAGCAGCCCGUGGCGCCCCCUGGUGGCGCCUCCAGGAAAGAACGCAAACUACCCCAGCCUACCCCCCCGCCUGCCUCUCCCCACAUUACCCCUUUUCCACCGCCGACGCCACCUUCCCAGCACCAGCCCCAGCAAAGCCCAGCGCUGUCAAAAAAGGAGGGUUCUAGCAAGACCCCUCCAAGCGAACUCAAGAAGAAGCAGCAGCAGCCGAGCUCGACUCCGUCAGCGACAGAACCAGUGUUGGAGGUGAAACAGCCGAAGAAGCAGGGCAUGCGAUGCAUCCCGCCGCCCAAGCAGAAACCCAAAGAAAAGGAGAAGCCCGCGUCCACCAAGCCCGAGAGCAGUACUUUAAACUUGCUGAGCACUCCCUCGACUGGAGGCGGCGCCAAGCAGAGACCGCCCUACGACGGAGUGCAUCGCAUCAGAGUGGAUUUUAAGGAGGACUAUGACAUCGACAAUGUAUGGGAGAUGGGCGGGCUCAGUGUCCUCACCUCUGUGCCAAUCACCCCCAGGGUCAUCUGCUUCCUGUGUGCCAGCAGUGGCCAUGUAGAGUUUGUGUUCUGCCAGGUGUGCUGCGAGCCCUUUCAUCUUUUCUGCUUGGAUGAGACAGAGCGCCCCCUACAGGAGCAGUGGGAGAACUGGUGCUGCCGGCGCUGCCGCUUCUGUCACGUCUGCGGCCGUCAGCACCAAAAGACCAAGCAGCAGCUGCUGGAGUGCAAUAAGUGCCGAAACAGCUAUCACCCCGAGUGCCUGGGACCCAACCACCCGACCCGCCCCACGAAGAAGAAGAGAAUCUGGAUCUGCACCAAGUGUGUCCGCUGUAAGAGCUGCGGCUCCACCACCCCCGGCAAGUCCUGGGACGCCCAGUGGUCACACGACUUCUCCCUGUGUCACGACUGUGCCAAACUCUUUGCAAAAGGUAAUUUCUGCCCAGUGUGCGACAAGUGCUACGACGACGACGACUACGAAAGCAAGAUGAUGCAGUGUGGGAAAUGUGACCGCUGGGUUCACGCCAAGUGCGAGAAUCUCACAGAUGAGAUGUACGAGAUGCUGUCGAACCUCCCGGAGAGCAUCGCCUACACCUGCAUCAACUGCACGGAGCGCCACCCGGCGGAGUGGAGGACCGCGCUGGAGAAGGAGCUGCAGGGUUCGGUGCGGCAGGUCCUCACCGCGCUGCUCAACUCCCGCACCUCCACGCACCUGCUGCGCUACCGUCAGCCAGUGAUGAAGCCUCCAGAGUUGAACCCCGAGCCGGAGGAGAGCCUCCCAUCCCGCAGCUCUCCGGAGGGACCCGACCCGCCCGUCCUCACUGAGGUGUCCCCCCCCAACGACUCGCCCCCGGACCUGGAGUCUGUCAAGAGGAAGAUGGAAACGGGCCGGUACAACGCUGUGCUGGAGUUCAGCGACGACAUUGUGAAGAUCAUUCAGACGGCCAUAAACUCGGAUGGGGGUCAGCCAGAAAACAAGAAGGCCAACAGCAUGGUCAAGUGCUUCUUCAUCCGGCAAAUGGAGAGGGUGUUCCCCUGGUUCAAGGUGAAGGAGUCCCGGUUCUGGGAGCCGAACAAGAUCUCCUCAAAUAGUGGGUUGCUCCCCAACGCAGUGCUGCCCCCCUCUCUCGACCACAAUUAUGCACAGUGGCAGGAGCGGGAGGACAUCGCCCGAGCCGAGCAGCCACCGCCCAUGAAGAAGAUCAUCCCUGCGCCCCGCGCCAAAGGGCCCGGAGACCCCGACUCCCCCGCGCCCACGCCACCCCCGCCUCCCCCGCCUAUUCGUGGUGCGGACCUCAGUCGAGAGGACAGCCCCGAACUCGCCCCCCCGCCGGGGGUGAGCGACAACAGGCAGUGCGUCCUGUGUCUGAAGUACGGCGACGACAACACCAAUGAUGGUGGGAGAUUGCUGUACAUUGGACAGAACGAAUGGACCCACGUCAACUGUGCGCUGUGGUCGGCGGAGGUGUUUGAGGAUGACGAUGGCUCACUGAAGAAUGUCCACAUGGCUGUCAUCCGGGGAAAACAGCUGCGCUGUGAGCACUGCCAGAGACCUGGGGCCACAGUGGGCUGCUGCCUGACCUCCUGUACCAGUAACUACCACUUCAUGUGUGCCCGCCUGCGGCACUGCGUCUUCCUGGAGGACAAGAAGGUGUACUGCCAGAGGCACCGUGAUCUCAUAAAGGGCGAGGUGGUUUCGGAGACGGGGUUCGAGGUCACGCGGCGGAUCCUGGUGGAUUUCGAAGGGAUCAGCCUCCGGAGGAAGUUUCUUAAUGGCUUGGAACCAGAGAACAUUCACUUGAUGAUUGGCUCCAUGACUGUUGACUGCCUGGGGAUCCUGACCGAACUCUCCGACUGCGAACGCAAGCUCUUCCCCAUUGGCUAUCAGUGUUCGCGAGUGUACUGGAGCACCCUGGACGCCCGCAAGCGCUGCGUGUACACCUGCAAGAUCCUGGUAUGUCACCCACCGGUGGUGGAGGCCGAUGUGGACAGCACAGUGGAACGGGAGGAGAAUCGGACCAUCGCCCAUAGCCCCCCCCGGGUCACAGACGUUGAGAUGUGCCCACUCCCCGGCUCCAUGGCACCUGCGCGCCCCGCCGACAAAAAGCCUCUCCCGUCACCCCAAAAGCCACAGGCAGCCACCCGCAACAGGCACCCCAGCUACCCCCCCUGUCACAGAUCUCCCAGCUCCAGGCCUCUUCCUUCGGCAGGGGACCCCUCUCCCACAACCCACGAGAUAGUGACCGUGGGCGACCCCUUGCUCAAUUCCGGCCUUCGGAGCAUCGGGUCCCGGCGCCACAGCACCUCCUCCAUCUCCCCGCAGCAGCCCAAACAGCGGGUCACCUCCCCUUCGCGGGGUGGGGGGCCGCUGGGGAGGUCGGGGGGGUUCUCCUCCGCCCCCUCCCUCUCCUCCAACCCCCGCGAGCCCGGAAGCUGGGAUGCGGAGAGCCGCAGUAGUGGUGGAGGGGGUGGUCACGCUCGGGAGUCCGGGAGCACCAGCCCUGGGGCCUCCCGGAAGAACGGGAGCAGCACCCAGGAGAGGAAGGCAGAGGGCGGCAGGGACGGCGUGGGCAAGUCAGCAGGACAGAAUUCCACAAGUGGCGCAGAACUACCGUCGCUGGCCAGAGAGAGCCAGGUGUCCCCUCCGGUGGCGACGGCUGUCCUCACCAGCCACAGGAGAAGCAACAGCAACUCAAAGACCGAAAAGGGGAAGCAAGGCAGCACCAAAGACACGGCUCCUUCAGCUGGGCUUAGCCUGGCGUCCAGGCACCAUUCGGCUGCGCUACCAAAGGAUGCCAACAGCAGCGAGCCAGUGAAAGACGGAAAUUCUACAGCUGCGGUGUCCUCCAAAGACCUUCCAAAACCUGGCUCUACUCCUCCCCCUCCCCCUCCUCCUCUUCCUCUUCUGCAUCACAAAGGUGGGGUGAAGAAGCCCCGCGAGCAGCUACCAAUGCCCAGCGCACUGCCCGCGGUAAAGACCGCGUGGUCAUCGGGACCAAGGCCAGCAGAGGACACCGUAAAGCGCAGCUUGCUGGCAGCCCCACCCCCGGGGGCCAGCCACGGGAUUCCCAACCCCAAAGAUAAACGUUCCAAAGUGAAAGCAGUGGGGGGCAAGGAAACGACGAAGGAGAAGGAGAAGACGCCCCAGAACAGUACCACGCAAACCUCAGACCCCUCUGUCAUGGAGUCUGUGAGUAGCAAUGCCAAAGGCUCUGGGAAGCUGGACCCUGAGAAUUUUGAGAGUCCGGUGGGAGAGAAAUCUCUGAAGUGUAAAGAGAGAUUUCCUGGUUCAGAGAAGAAGACCAGCAGCACGAGCGCCCCUGGGGGGACGCAGCACAAGUGUGGCUCAGAAAAAGGGUUCAGAGCUUCACAAGCUCACACAGAAACAUCAGGGAAAGAGGCAUCGGUGUCCCAGAAAAAACGCACAGUCAAGGUGACACUUACGCCCUUGAAAAUGGACCCUAAUGGGACUAAAACCGUCAGCAGUUCCUCUACCACGACCACAUCAACCUCCACGUCCUCUACUCCCCUGGGGUCUCACAAGAAAUCGUCGCGGAGCCUCCUGUUUUCUCCACCCUGCAUGAGCUCGAAGGGCUCGGAACUGGAAGCCCAGCACCCGCAGGACGAAGGAGUGGCGCAUCUCCUUGGUGCACAGCACAGUGCUGGGGAUGAUGCGGUUUUUCAGAAGGACAGCCCAGAAGGCACUGCUGAGCACGCCCUUCAAGACGGCAGUGGCGACAGCAGCUGUGGAGUCAAACAGCAUGAGGACGACAGCGACAGUGCUGGUUCGGUGAAGCGGCGUUACCCUCGGCGCAGCGCCCGUGCACGGUCCAACAUGUUUUUUGGCCUGACGCCCUUCUACGGCGUUCGCUCCUACGGUGAAGAAGACAUUCCCUUUUACAGCAGCGGGGACUCCUCUUCGGGAAAGAAGCGGUCAGGAGGCGGGGGCAGCAAGCGAGCAGCGGAAGGGCAGGUGGACGGGGCGGAUGACAUGACGACUUCCUCCUCGGGCGAGAGCGGAGAGGACGAAGAGGGGGUCGUGGGCCAGGGCAGCGACGAGGACGCUUAUUACUACAAUUUCACUCACACUAUUAUCAACCCGGGUCGUGGGCUGACCCCUGAAGGAGGGAUAGAGCAGUGCCUCGGAAGGGACUCCCAGCUCCAUGGCUUCCUCAAGGAGGAGUCGGGAGAAGAGGACCGGAUAGGGGAAGAAGGAGGAGGUAGAGCAAUGGACCACUUGGGCCGCCCACAGAUUGGCCAGCUGGACGGCGUAGAUGAUGGCUCAGAAAGUGACACCAGCGUGAACGCCACUAGCACUGCUGCUACCUCCUCCACAUCGGGCAAGACCACUCAGAGCACUGGCAAGAGAAAGAGCAAAGAUAGCCGGGGAGAGAAGCUGGAUAUGGGGUCAUGUGAGGAUUCGGGCACUGGCAAAGAAGCUGAAAACCGUGGUGGAGGAGCUGGGAAUAAUGGUGGUGUCAGCAACAGUCGAGACACCAGAAAGAGCCUUAAGGAUGGAAACAAGCUGGAAAACUGCCUUCCCCUGAGUAGCGUGAAAUCACAGGGGCAGGAUCCCCUGGAGGCUCAGCUCACCCUCAACACAGAGCUGUUGAAAUCUGACUCGGACAACACCAACAGCGACGACUGUGGCAAUAUCCUUCCCUCCGACAUCAUGGAGUUUGUGCUCAACACGCCCUCCAUGCAGGCUCUUGGACAGCAACCUGAGACCUCUUCCACUGAGCUUCUGUCUCUGGAUGAGGGCUUCGGGCUCGAUGGCAACCGGGGCAAGGACAUCGGGCUGUUUGAGGACUUCUCCCAGCAGCUGCCCAGCACUGAGCCCGUAGAGAGCGGAGUAAAUGCUUCCAUUCCUGGGGAAGAGCAAUAUGACCUCCCACUGGAGCUGCCCUCUGACCUCUCUGUGCUGACCACACGCAGCCCCUCGGUGGCCAACCAGAACCACAGUGCCCUGAUUCCUGAGCCCCCAGAGCGCUCCAUUCUGUCUCUGCCUUCAGAGGAGGUUGAGAAAGGUGGUGACAAAUCGCGAGGGGCCACCAGUGCUUCCAGUGAGACCCAGCAAGGGGGAGCAGGCAGCGGGGAGUCACAAGUCACAGAAGGCCACAUGACCCCUGAGCAUUUCAUCCCCACCCGUCUAGAAGGAGACCGUAUGACCAGUCCACCAAUUGGUCAGGUUGUGGAGCCUAGCAGCGAUUUAGCCAGAAGUUCUGGUACACCUGGACUUCCCAGUUCGCCUACCAUCCCACUGCAAGGGCAGAAGUACAUGCCUGCCACUGCAGAGAGUCCUGGCCCAACCCAGGUAGCAAGCACCGCCGUUCAGACCACUGCCACCCAUCUCAAGCCAGGCACAGAGAAACUGAUUGUGGUUAACCAGCACAUGCAGCCCCUCUAUGUCUUUCAGACUCUCCCCAAUGGGGUCACUCAAGAGAUACAGAUCGCGCCAUCAGUCAGCACAACUGCUGGCGUCAUGGACACCAGCUCCUCAGUCUUGGCGUCAAUGACUGGAGGAUUGGCACUAGCACCAAGUUUGAACCCUGGAAUAUCCACUUCUCAGUCCAUUUUCCCUACUGCUGGUAAAGGUUUGGUUCCCAUGCCCCAUCACCCCCAGAUCCAUGCUUUUGCUGGUGCAACACAGACAAGCUUCCCGACUGGAAUUCCCAGUACCACUUCCAGCCUUCGCAUUGGGGUUCAGCAUUCCCAGGACCCCCAGAUGCUUGUCUCUGAGGCUGGUCACCGACCCGAGCUGGCUGCUGUGGCCUCUUCCAUCAUCUCCAGCUCUACAUCUAGCUCUCCCUCCUCUGUUGCACCUGCUUCAGGCCAUGGCAAGAAGCGCCCCAUUUCCCGGCUCCAGCCACGCAAGACCAAGAAGCUAGCACGCUCGGGGACCCAACCAACGUUAGCCCCCUCGGAGGUUGCGCCCAACAUGACCCUCAUCAACUUCUCACCUUCCCAGAUUCCUGCAGGAAUACAGGGGCAGUCCAGGCUGGUGGAGCUUGGCACUCUGGCUACAGCAGCAGCAGCUACGUCUCACCGGACAGUUCCCAACAUCAUCAAGCGCCCCAAAUCCGAGGUGAGCGCAGUGUACUUUGAGCAGGCACCUCUGUUGCCCCAGGGUAUGGUUGCCCAGGCUGGACAACCAGGCAUCCUUGGGCAUGAGUCUUCCGCACACCUGGUACCCUGCACAAUGUCUGGUCUGAAUCCCAACCAGCCUGUGCUGAAUGUUGUUUCUAUGCCAACCAGUGGGCCUGGCAACCUCCUGGGACCAGGAUCCGUAUCCCUUAGCACCCCAGGGCUCCUGGGACCAGCAGACAUCACAGGAUCCAUCAGCAACCUAAUCCUCAAAGCCACACAGCAGAGUCUGGGCCUCCCUGAGCAGCAGAUGGUGCUGCAGCCUGGGCCUGGUAUGAUUUCCCAGCUAAGCGGCCCAGUUCCGACUCCCAACACCAGCAGCAUCUGCGUACUGCCCUCCCCUCAGGCCAUCAGCAUGCCCGUCACCCAGCCGGCCGACCAGGAAGGCGGCUACCACCUGCAGCACUACCCAGUGACUCCGCUGCUGGCCGACAAACCUCAAGCGCUCGACCACGGCACAAGCGCCAACAUAUCAGCCCCCACGCCGCUAGCGCCCAGCACUGCGGCGCCGGAAAGGGUGCGGACGUUGGGCACCUCGGGGCAGAGCUCGAGGGCGACUCCGCUUUCGCGGGCCUCGGACCAGCAACAGGCGCACAAGACGGCGAACUUGGGAGCGGGAGCAGCAGCAUCAGCGGCAGCUCCAGCACUAACUGCUGCGGCCAGCGAGGCCACUGGGAAGGGGAAGGUCAAGGUGAAGCGGACGCAGCCCAGCCCGGAUAAAGGCAGUGGGAAGAAGCACAAGCCGAUGCACGUGGAUAGCCCUCGGGAAAAGCAGGGGGCGGCCAACGCCGGCAGCCGAGAUUCCUCCGCUCCAGGGGCUAGAGGUCCUGUCUCUCCUGAACCUAUGGAUAUUGAGAGGGAGGCGAGGAAGGGUGAGGCUCCUGAUGGGACCAUGGCACUUCCUGCCCAGGGCACCAGCGCUCUGGAGACCCCCGAGGAGAAACCCAAGGCCACAGUCGGGGAGCCCCGGGCUGUGGGGGCGCAGCAGAAGGGGCAGGAGCAGCAGCAGAAGGACAGGCCGGCCGACAGGAAGCCGAAGAAAGGGCUGAUGUUUGAGAUCUGCAGCGACGACGGCUUCCAGAUCCGCUCGGAGAGCAUUGAAGAGGCCUGGAAGUCCCUGACUGACAAGGUCCAGGAGGCACGCUCCAAUGCCAGGCUGAAGGAGCUCUCCUUUGAAGGGGUGAACGGCCUGUGGAUGCUGGGGGUGAUCCACGACGCCGUGGUGUUCCUCCUGGAGCAGCUGUACGGCGCCCGGCACUGUCGCAACUACAAGUUCCGCUUCCACAAGCCAGAGGAGGCGGAUGAGCCGCCCAUCAACCCGCACGGCGCGGCCAGAGCGGAGGUCAACUACAGGCGCUCGGUGUUUGACAUGUUCAACUUCCUGGCCUCCAAACACCGGCAGCCCCCCAAGUACAGCCCCCACGACGAGGAGGAAGAGGAGGUGCAGCUCAAGUCUGCCCGCCGUCCCACCAGUAUGGACCUGCCCAUGCCCAUGAGGUUCAGGCACUUAAAGAAGACAUCGAAGGAAGCGGUGGGCGUCUACAGGUCCGCCAUCCACGGCCGGGGACUGUUCUGCAAGAGGAACAUCGACGCGGGGGAGAUGGUGAUCGAGUACUCGGGGAAUGUCAUCCGCUCCGUCCUCACUGACAAGCGGGAGAAGUAUUACGACGGAAAGGGCAUCGGCUGCUACAUGUUCCGCAUCGACGACUACGAAGUGGUGGACGCCACCAUGCACGGCAACGCGGCGCGCUUCAUCAACCACUCCUGCGAGCCCAACUGCUACUCGCGCGUCAUCAACAUCGACGGCCAGAAGCACAUCGUCAUCUUCGCCCUGCGCAAGAUCUACCGCGGCGAGGAGCUCACCUACGACUACAAGUUCCCCAUCGAGGACGCCGGCAACAAGCUGCCCUGCAACUGCGGGGCCAAGAAGUGCCGCAAGUUCCUCAACUGACGCGCCGGGCUCCUGACGAACCUCUCGCCCUCCGGCUGUCAGCCGACCCCUGCAGAGAGCUUCCAGGGCAUUCUGGGUUGCUACUGGUUGAUGGUGCUUUCUUGGGGAAAGCAGGGAUUCUGUCCGUCAGUGUGCUGUUAACUAGUGUCUGUCUAGUGAGCCACGCGAGGUGGCUGCCAGGAAAUUCUCGCUGCUCAUUUUUUUCAAGGAAGAGAAUGGGGAGGGGAUGGAGGAGGGUGGAGGGUGUCUGCUGGGUCAAAAGGCCUCCAUCCCUACGGGGGAGCGUGCAAAACUUCUUACCUGUAGACACAACAGAUAACAUUUUUAAAGAUGCUGUUAGUGUGUCCCCCUGGCCCUUUCAAAAGCAGUGUACUUUUGCUUGUCAUUUAUUAAAGAAUAGCGUCCCUCCCCUUCCCCCAGUCAGUUUUGACCAAGCAGGUGAAUUUUGAACUCCUGAUCUGAUUUUCUGGGGGUGAGGUCUUGUCUCUGGAACUAUGACGCCACACUGGGUACCUAGUUUUGGUUGGGGCAGGUAAAGCACUGAUUAACAAUACAGGAAUCGAAACAACAGUGGACACCUUUGACAUAUGAUAAGUGCAAUCUGGGAAAGGGAAAGAGAAAUCAAUAGUAAAGGCAAACACACUCCCCUAUCUCUCAACCUUUGAAUGUACAUAGUGGCGUAUGGGCGAGUCUUCGCAUUAGGAGAUGUCAUGGGUCCGUUUUGAAAUUUCUUAGUUGUGUUUCCGAUACACUGUAUUAUAUACUAACCCUAGUUGUAACGUCUGACAAGUCAUGACCAUUGUGGGGUUUUCUUUAAACACUAGAGAGCGUAAUGGUGCCCAGUGCGGCGCCGAUCAUAGCCCUGUAAAGGAAAUCUUGUAGAUUUUAUUUUUUUCAAUUCUGAUACUCCGAAUAAUGACGGCGAUGGGUCUGUAUACUACAUGAGAAAUCCGACAGGGGUUAAGCUGGAUGGAAGGAAGCCAGUGGCACUCGAUCUCUGACGGAACAGUGCCUGUUCUUGAGCGGAACACUGAGAGCUAAGGGACAUGAGCGCUUUUCCUUUUAUUUCUUACACCUGACAUAGGAAAGGACUACAUUGUCAUCGACUCGCCUACACUGCCCACUCCACACCCCCGGGCUCUGAGCCCCACUGAAAUUCCACUCUGACUCUUCAGCCUGUUGCCUGAUCGAACCUGUACCCAGUCUGGUUUAACAUUGCAGGGGGUGGGGUUUUCUUUGACCCUCCAGAAAAUUACGUCAUCUGAUUUAGGAGGUGAGAACAUGUGGCUUGAGCCUAAAUGCUCUAAACUAGCAAAAUAUUGCAGUUUAAAGAAGGGUAUUUCCAUUGUAAUAGCAUGAUCUCUUGGGAAUUUUUUAAAGGAUAAGAAUAAUGUCCAUGAAAAAGCAUCGUUGCUCCAAGUACUAUUUCCAAACACAGACUGCCAAAAUAUUUUCAAUUAUCUUUUAGACAUAUCCAUAGACUGACCCAUUCAGGUCUCUCUCUCUCUCGUUCUCUUGACUGAUAUUAAUAUUUUUGUUACGCAAUUCAUGUUUUCUCUUUUUAAAUGUAAAUAAUAUGUAUAUUUUUCUAUACGUGAGACAAAAAGCGCUUAAAGGUGAAAAGCACUUAGUGAUUGUAUUUAUUUUUUUAAAAGAAACAAGUUGUAUUUAUUUUACUGAGGUCCUCUUUUGUAGGAGACGAAACAAAGUUUACAAACACUGACGCUUUGGUUGAGAAAUUUUAUAGAUCUUAUAUGUUGUUUUUUUUUUAAUGUUAUUUAAUUUCUCAUAGCCUGUGGCUUUCUCGGUUGUUAAAAAAACAACAGCUGUCCCUGUCCCUCAGUUAGCAGUCCUCCUCCUAGCUCUGGCUGGUUGGUCUUUGCAGAUUUCCAGUAUCGAUUGUGUCCGUUUUUGAAUAACUAGACAUCAGCAGUAGGCAUGGUGCAGCAAAGUGUGUAAACUCGACCUGUUUACCUGUUUUAAGUGCAGCAAACCAGCCAGUCUGGCACCCUGAUUGAGAGAAAAUAACAGUGUGUCACUCCUUUUGCUUUUCAGUCCACGGUCAGAGUGGAUGUUGCCUCCAGGAUUGUAGCCGCUCUCGAUGAAAUACUUCGAGGAGUGUGAGAAGGUCUUUUGGGGGCUUUUUUUCCCUUUUUGAUUCCUGCGAAGGGAUGGUUCACUCGGGGAAACAGCCGUGUCUUUUGCCACGAUCAGUCGCUGGGGCCGGGGUGGGGGGAGGAAUGAGGGGGUCUGCCUCACUCCCCGACAGAGGGGGAGAUCUUCCUCAGUGGAAGCACCCUUCGGAUACGUGUGCUUGCCUGGGUGUGGCGCUGCAGAGCAGGGUUGUCAGUGGGCCGACUCGAGAGCUGGUCUCCUCUUGAGUGUCCUCAUUUUGCUCUUUUUAAAUUCCUCGACAAAGGUGCUGUUGCUCCACACCUCAGGGUAGCUUGCCACUUUUUUGUCUCCCAGUACGCGGUGUUGGGGGGGGGUUGCCUUUUCAUUCCCAUCUCAAGGAGCUAUCGUGAUGCUCUCGGUCUGGCUUUUACGUUUGGCGACUAGAAAUCCAGUAUUCGGCAGCAACGGGGUGGGGGCACCAAGACGUCUGUUUAAAGAUCCUGAAAGCCUGGGGCUCGGUUUCUCUUGUGGGGGUGCCAUUCUACAUCUCCCAGUACUACAUCGGUCCCAACCUGGCGUGCCGACAGAAUCCCGAAAUUACCCUCCAUUCAAGAGGAAACAGUGGGCUGCUCUGCUGUUUUUUUCCCCACUGUUGUCCUCAUUCAGUCCCUCAUUAGAGCAGCGUUUUGUACACCCAAACUGAUACAAAAAUGAGACCAAGUAAAAUAGCACUUGUGCUGCUGCUGCCGCCUUGCCCCUAUUGGAGAAAGAGCUGUGGGGGAGUGAGGGGUCUGCCCCCUGUCCUACAGCUCUGAUCUUUGGUCAACUAGCCCAGUUUGAAUAUCAGAUCUGGGGCACGGUGACCUUUUGUUGAGAGAGAGAGCUUUUUUUUACUACUAAGCCCAGACCAGGACAAAACUGAACAAGAUGACACUCUGAACCUCUUUGUCACUGGGUUCCGUUCACUUGAUUUUUAACUCCAGAGCCCGUAGGAAGGAUAUUUUUGGUGGUCUUUGGGAGUCGUUUUCUUAGUGCCGCGCUGCUGUUUUGUUUCCUCCGACGGCGCUUCAUAGUAUCCCAUCCAACUUGGGCCGCAGCUGUAUCUGCAGAAGCCCUGAGCGUUAGGGAGCCAAAUUCUUCCUUACAUACCUCGGGAGGAAAGAGCUCUGUGAACAGAGCGCUGGGAAGCUGCUGUGCGCACACUGUGCUUAGAGAAGUGAGCACACCAGGCCAGUUCUGAGUUCUUGUUUUUGUGUUGUAUAUUUUUGUUUUUGCUGUUUUGUGAACUGUGUGCUGUUUUUUUGUUUUUUUUUUAUCCGAGAAAGAAGAUGCAGAAUUCCUUAAACUCCUGACCUACCCAGGCUCCCAGUAUAAGCAAGUUGCACUUGCGGUAGCCUGUAUAGCACUUACCGAGUGAGAGGAAGACUUCAUACAAAACUCCGCGUUUUUGUUUUUAAGUUCAAGUUAAAGAAUGGGGGAGAAUACUUCAUAGCAAGACAGCGACGGUACCCCUUCAACAACUCUCGGCUCUAGAAACCAAAGCAACAAUGAUGGUUGCCCGAGAAAUCUAGGACCAUUUUUUUUUCCAUAAAGGAGAACACAAAAAACAAAUCGUCCCAAGAGACGUAAUUAUUUCAGGGAUAUGGUCAGCUUUUUUUUUUCUGCAUCAAAAUACUUGCUCACCGGCCUGUCUGGAUGGAGUUGGUGUUCAGAGGGAAUUCUGCCUCUCAGCCUCUAUUGAAUGUAUGUUUCAAUUUCACACUGAUCACAGCCACCCAGCCUGCGCUGGUUGUUCUGUUUAAAAAGGAGAGAAAAAAAAGGCAAAGAAUCCUCGAGCGAUUGUACAAUUAAGGCCUUUACCGAUUUUGUGAAAAUUAAAGAAACCGAUUAACAUUAAUGCUAUUAAUAAGGGCUUGGUCAGAGACUUCUCCUUGUGUAAUGCAUUUCAACGCAAUAUUGCAAGAAUACUGUCCUCUUGGAUUGAAGCAAGUCAUUUUGGGCAGUGCCUCAGAGAUAACCUCCACAGGGGUGCUGAGACAAUUGCAGUUCUUCACACAUCACCUUGGACAACCAGUAACUCCUUCACAUUGCCAGUUACACUAUAUAUAUAUACAUUUAUAUAAAUAUAAAUAGUAUCUCAUACUUCAGUGUCUACACAGUAUAUGGAAUGGACAAACUUAGUUACAAAUAGCAAACAGCAGCUUACUUAAGGUUAAUUGCAUCUUUCAGUGUACUCUAUAAUGGUUUUUGUGUUACAGAUACUACUAUACUAGAACUAACGUAACAGCAGCUUGUAAUUAAUAUCAAAUAUCCGUUAUCCUGUGUCUAGAGGCCUUGUCACAGGGCCCACUGCGGUUGUUUUUUUUCUUUCUUUUUAAAGGAACGACGAUAUUUAUAUUACGAAACUAUAUAUGUAUAAUGUGGUUGUGUACUUGUUGAAGUCAGCCAUUUGACUCUCGUGAUUUUAACUUGUAGUAAAAAAUGAAUGUUUUAUUUUCUUUGGACAUAUAUUUUUUUUACAGGAAUUCUUAAUCUUCGACCGCUUUCUUGAUGUGGUAACUCAAUGUGUUGAAUAGUCAAGGCCAUAGAAAAAGUUAUUUUUUAUCUUUUCUGUUUCGGUUUUAAAAAACUCUCACUGAUGGGCUUCUUUUGUCCUCCUGCUCCCCCACCUUCUGAUAGGUAAGGCUUAAUUUGUAGUUUUUAUUCAUUUUUAUGUAGUGUUUUAUAAUAAAGAACUAUAGAAUUUU